Messenger RNA from Eleginops maclovinus (Patagonian blennie), 3564 nucleotides. RefSeq names its product stanniocalcin-2-like. Lineage: Eukaryota; Metazoa; Chordata; Actinopteri; Perciformes; Eleginopidae. Gene Ontology annotation, cellular component: extracellular region. Gene Ontology annotation, molecular function: hormone activity. The record is from RefSeq and is a predicted model, not a curated record. Gene Ontology annotation, biological process: intracellular calcium ion homeostasis.
CACACACACCCCCCCCCCCCCCACACACACACACACACACACACACACACACACACACACUGCCGGAUCUUUGCUGGGAAUCGUAGCACCAGGGGGACGCAAUGUUGGUCAAACUGGCCGUGGCGCUGCUGGUUUUGUCAGCGCUGGAGCAAGUGGUGGGAUCGGAUAAUAUAGAUAUCCACGACAGCCUCCCGGAGAAGCCUGCGAGCCAGAAAGGACGCCUCUCCCUGCAGAAUACAGCUGAGAUCCAGCACUGCCUGGUGAGUGCAGGGGAUGUCGGCUGUGGUGUGUUUGAGUGCUUUGAGAAUAACUCCUGCGAGAUACGAGGGCUGCAGGAAAUCUGCAUGACGUUCCUGCACAACGCUGGCAAAUUUGACUCUCAGGGGAAAUCCUUCAUCAAGGAUGCUCUGAAAUGUAUGGCACAUGGGCUACGGCACAAGUUCAGCUGCAUCAGCAGGAAGUGUGUGUCCAUUAAAGAGAUGGUGUUCCAGCUCCAGAGAGAGUGUUAUAUCAAACAUAACCUGUGCUCUGCGGCUAAGGACAAUGUGGCCGUCAUGGUGGAGAUGAUCCAUUUUCAAGAUCUCUUUCCUAAAGGCCCAUACGUGGAGCUUGUGAAUAUUCUCCUGAAUUGCGGAGAGGAGGUGAAGGAGGCAUUGACACGGAGUGUGCGGCUACAGUGCGAGCAGAACUGGGGGGCUUUGUGUGAUAGCCUGAGCCUCUGCUCCUCCCUGGCCCCUUCUCCAGCCGGCGCCGCCGUGGAACACCACCGCCAUCCCUUGACCUCCCACCCUGAGCCGGAGCACCCUCGCCCUCCACGGCAAGGCGAAAAGGACAAACCGGCUAAAGCGGCCUUCAUUGCUCACCCACGCAAUCGCAGUCAGGACCCCCGCCGCCAGAGCCCAGAGGCCGGACUCGUGGCUGAGCAGGAAGACCCCGAGGCCACCGACCUCCGGAGGUGAAAGCGCAGGAGACUGUCCCGACCUUUGAUCCCAUACAACGUUUAAAACCACGCUUGCAGACUUAUGCACAUCUCCACACACACACACACACACACACACACACACACACACACACACACACACACACACACACACACACACACACACACACACACACACACACACACACAAACACACACACACACACACACACACACACACACACAUACACACACACACACAAAUUCCCAGACAGACUGAGCAGAAGGAAACAAGCCCCGACCUUUUCCUGUCCUUAUUCCGCCCUCUCCAGUCAUUCCAGCAGUCCGACAUGGUAAACUUGCAGGGUAAUUGUGGUGUAGCUUGUACUGUUAUGCCAGACUGUAGGCCACCAUUUUUUAGAAAUUGAAUAAUAAUUGUAAUUAUCAUGAUUAUUUCAUCUGUUAGGACUAUUUUGGCUCUAAUAUAGCAUUUCUCAAAUCAUACUUACUGUAAGGUUUGAUUAUAUUUGUAUUAUUUAUUUUAUUCUGUAUGCAAUGUUGAAGUAUCAAAAUGUACAUAGAAAUAUACCUAUCUAUAUUUAUAUAAACAUGUAUAAAUAUAGUUACAAUAUGCAAUACUGAUGUACUAUAGAUAACAUAGUAUGGCGUGCUGUCUGUCGUUCUCUUCACAGUAUUGCACCCAUCACACAUUGGUCUGUAGAUAUGUAACAUACACCAUUUGUUGUUUCAAAAGUGGGAAUGUGUAUUAUAAUUAUAGAUACUUGAUGAUUAAAUACAAAAUUGUACAGGUUUCAAGUCCAGUUCUGGCACAUAUGAAUUGUAGUGCAUGAUGGCCACGAAGCCAACAAACUUGUGCAAGUGAAAAUCCACUCUAAAGAGGAUGCACAUGUAAUACUAUGAAUAUGGACAUUUCACACUUGUAUGUAUUGAUAAGUCUCUCACAAAGCUAAUAAUAAGAGAGCCAACACUAAUCUCUGAUGUCAUCCAGCACUGCUGUCUGGACAGCAAUGAAUGCCAUUCAUUGUUAAUGUAGCUUCAGAAACAGGGCCCUGGUGACAUUACAGAUUACUUUCAUGUUUAUUCUUUCAGGAGACAUUAUUGUUCUUUUCCACAAACAAGAAUUUAACUGACAUAUCUUAUGCAUUCUCUUUGAGUUGGUUUUCCAUCUAGCUGUUGGUGAACUGCAGCAAAGAGAGGGUGUUCAAUCAAGUCCUUUUCAAAUGUAAAAUCACACACAUCAAGGUGCCUAAACUUGUUAUUGUCCACAGUGAUCGCUUCUCUGUGAUUUAAGUGAAUGGAUGAUACUGUGUCAUGGGGAGAUUUAAUGUUGAAGCUAUUUAACGAUGAUGUUGAGCCACAGAAGUCUUAGAUUUUGCACUUUGGAUGAUUGUCAGUCCGUGUUGGACCGCUGCAGGUUAAGAAAUAAGACCGGGUUUCCAGAGCAGUCGCCCUCUAAUCAGACCUUACUGUAUAAGAUAUGUCAUUUUAUCAACCCUGGUUUCCUUAUCAACUCAAGCACCAAGCCUCUAACCCCACAUGCCCCUUAGGACCAGAUUCAGCCCCUUCUUCAGAAGAUCAAUGUCAUUUUUUGAGGUGUCCGAUUCGGCAGGAAUGAGGCCUGAAAAAACCCCUCCAGAUCUCCGGACCCUCUAAUUUAUCCCUUAUCCCUCUCUGGUCCCAUACCUAGGUCAGGAGAGACAUGAAGGCCUGUUAUUCUACCCGUUAGAGCCGCAGGCAACGCAGCAAGGAACCAGGAACUGGGUUAAGUCCACACACGGGGGCUCUGGCGUUGUUAUUCUAAAUGUUAUAUUUACCGAGGCCACCAGAGAAUUCCUCUGGGCAACAGCCAAGAGCGAGCAACUCGUAGAGGCAGAGGAGUGCAGCAAAAAGGAGACUUUUUUUAUGUGAUGAUUCACUCCAUCUUUACUUCUCCUAGUACUCUUCUUCUCUCCCUGCUUUAAGUCAUAGAUAGUUAUUUUGUUCAUUUCAGGCCAGUCUCACUAUAUAAGCUGGGGAAGUGCAGCUUGUGAGCACAUUACACCACAUGCCGGGGAGCGAUUGGUGCAUAAAAAGAAACUAAAACCUGCACAGACUUUGUGGCUCAGUUUUUUUUCUACUUUUUUUUCCUGAUGUACUUACAUUAAGGUUAUUUCCUCCCAAUCCUUUAGAGAGUAUUAUAAGCUCUGAGGAUUUUAAUCAUCAGUGAGGCUUUCAGGCUUUUCUUUUUUUAUUGGAAGUUGGGAUUCCUGUGAUAUCCCAGCAUGAGAAAUAAGCUAAUCCUAUUGAGAAUGUACUGUAUGUGUGUGUAAAGUGACAAUCUGUUCAGCUCUGUCAUUAGGUUUGAUAUGGCUUUUUGUAAUAAUGUAGUGGCUUGAAUGGCUUUUUCUUUAUGUGUUCAGAGGAAAUAAAACUAACCACGUUUCCGGUAUUGUUAGCGCUCCAUCACUCCAUCACUACAUGUUUUCCUCCGUUAAGCACAAGGACUCUUUUUCCAUGGCUGGAAAUACAGAAAAUGGUCUAGAAGUUUGUAACUCACCUAAGACAUUGGGUAUAUGAUCUUAAAAAUAUCUAUGGACUCAUGAAGUCAGAUGUAUCUUGUUAUCAUUAAAAUAUUUUUGUCUGUA